AUGUUUGCGCGCCCGCGUUUCGUACGCAAUGGCAUCAUCUUCACAGUAAUCCUCUUCGUCUUAUGGCGCUUCCAGGGCUCAUCGCCAGCACCAUCAACGGCAGAAUGGAGUUCGCUAAAGCACCGCAUGAAUGACGGCGCGUCGCAAAUCCAGUAUCCCGAGUCAAAGUCCAGCUUCGACUGGGGCGCCGUGAAGCUUCGCUACCUCCCCAACAACACCAUAGCACUGCCCAAGAAGAGUUCGCGGCCUCUUCCACGGAUCCAGCACCCCUUUGGACCCGAAUCAUCACCUGCGGCGCGGGAGCGGAGAGCGAGACUGAAGGAGGUGAAAAAGGUCGCUUUGCGGGCAUGGCAGGGGUAUAAGGAGCAUGCCUGGAUGCAAGACGCCCUGUUGCCGAUUUCAGGAGGCGGAAGAGAGCAAUUCUCGGGCUGGGCGGCCACGCUGGUUGAUUCGCUCGACACGCUUUGGAUUAUGGGACUGCGGGAGGAAUUCGACGAGGCAGUGGCUGCAGUGGCGGAUAUCGACUUUGGAAAUUCGACUAGCAACCGGAUCAACAUCUUUGAGACGAACAUCCGUUAUCUCGGCGGUUUGCUAGCAGCCUAUGAUUUGAGCGGCAGGGAACUGUUGCUCAAGAAGGCAGUAGAGCUGGGAGAUCUCAUCUAUGGCGGAUUCAACACCGAAAACGGCAUGCCCGUCGACUUCAUCAACUUCCUCGCCGCCAAAGAAGGAGGAGGACUGCAAGUCGAAGGUGGCGUCGUAUCGGCCUCGCCAGGAACGCUGUCUCUCGAGCUGGCACACUUGUCCCAGGUCACGGGGGACAUGAAAUACUACAGUGUCGUGGCGCAACUGAUGGAUGUGUUUUACCAGGGACAGAACCAGACCAUGGUGCCAGGAGUCUGGCCGAUGAACAUCAACAUGAACGCCAAAGACGUGGUCCAGGGGAGCACCUUUACGCUUGGCGGUUGCGCCGACUCUCUGUACGAGUAUCUGCCCAAGAUGCAUCAGCUGCUCGGAGGCGGCGAGCCCAAGUACGACAUCAUGUCCAGGACGUUUCUCAAGACGGCGAACCGGCACUUUUUGUUCCGUCCAAUGCUGCCCGACGAGGACGACAUUCUGAUAUCCGGCAACGUAAACAUCAACGCAAAAGGCCAGUCAGUGCUUGAUCCCGAAACGGAGCAUCUGGCCUGUUUUGUGGGUGGAAUGUUUGGCCUAGCAGGGCGGCUCUUCAGCAACGAAGACGACGUCGAGCGAGGCAUCAAGCUGACCAACGGUUGCGUCUACGCAUACCGCGCCUUUCCCACGGGCAUGAUGCCAGAAAGGCUCGAUUUCGCGCCGUGCAAGGACCGCGCUCAUUGCCCCUGGGACGAAGAGUACUGGAUGCUGGAGCGUGAUAAGCGCAACGAGUGGAAAGAGCACCUGCCAAAGGGCUUCACCACCGCCAAAGACCCGAGAUAUCUGCUGAGACCGGAAGCCAUCGAGAGCGUCUUUUACGCGUAUCGACUCACGGGACGGAAAGAAUUCCAGGAUGCCGGGUGGGACAUGUUUGAGGCCAUUGCAAAGGGCACCAAGACGGAGUAUGCGAAUGCCGCGGUGCUGGACGUGACGACGUUUGCGGAGAAGCCGCCUCAGGAGGACUAUAUGGAGAGUUUCUGGCUUGCCGAGACGCUCAAGUAUUUUUACCUCCUCUUCACAACGCCAGACAUCAUCAGCUUGGAUGACUAUGUAUUGAAUACCGAGGCCCAUCCUUUCAAGCUUGCGGAUUAA
Messenger RNA from Trichoderma gamsii, 1764 nucleotides. RefSeq names its product endoplasmic reticulum mannosyl-oligosaccharide 1,2-alpha-mannosidase. The coding region runs from base 1 to 1764 and encodes 587 amino acids. Gene Ontology annotation, cellular component: endoplasmic reticulum; Golgi membrane. Gene Ontology annotation, biological process: carbohydrate metabolic process; N-glycan processing. NCBI's taxonomy places the organism in Eukaryota, Fungi, Ascomycota, Sordariomycetes, Hypocreales, Hypocreaceae. The record is from RefSeq and is a predicted model, not a curated record. The transcript is spliced from 2 exons. Gene Ontology annotation, molecular function: mannosyl-oligosaccharide 1,2-alpha-mannosidase activity; calcium ion binding.